CCAAAAUCCGCUCCCUUUUUUCCUCGCCGCCAACGUUCGCUCUCGCGAUGAGAUGCAUGUCCGCUAACAUUAUCUCUCACUCGAUUAUUUGUUUGCUGUGGUCUUGAAUGCUCAGGAAGCUCUUGACCUUGGAUAUGUCAGGGCUGUCUUGCGCUCAAUGGACUGGACCCGGACACAUGGGAGGGUUGGCACUAUUUUGAGGCGGGUAUCUGCGUUUCAAUUUCUUUGAUGAUCACUUGUCCCCUAGGGCUUCUUGUUGCAGCUUUGGAAUGCAUCAUCUGUUUUACGUCCGUGCAGUAAAAACUUGUGCGGCCUUCACCCUGAUGUCUCCAGCGCCAGCUUUGAUCGGUGCACAGGCCGCGUCUCCCACUAUGAAUCGCGAUUCCACAAGACCCUCAACCCAUGCUCAAGACAGCCCAUCCUCACACCGCAAUGGACUUGAAAAGCAGUCACCACGUCAUGGCCAUAGGAAACUUGUCUUCACAGACCCUGUCGCACUCCGAUACCUUGAAGAGGAUCCCUUAACAGUCGUACUGCAUCGACACUUGAGUUUAGAGGGCUAUGAGAUUUACAUUGUUGAACAAUGGGCAUGCUCAAGGAUUCAUCCGACAUUUAUCAUUACAACAUAUACCGGUGACUCCUCACAUAAGGUGUUUGUUGGCAUCUUAGGUGUUCCUACCGACGAAUCAAUAUGGUCUCCACGGUUGAAAUUAUACUUCAAUGCAGUCAAGAAAUGUCAACUCAGAGAAAAGGAAACUCCCUUAGGUACCGUAAUGGUGACUGAUCUAAAUUCCUUUCCAUCAGGGCUCAGCGUCAUCCCCGUCCCUAAUGGAGAUAUUAUCCGACACAAAGAGGAUUUUAUUGUCAAUGAAAAUCUAAAAAGGCUAGGUUGCGCGGGGCGUGCCGGCCUGAAGCUUCAGCCACCAUCUUCGGCCACUGCUGCCAAGUUCUAUCAACUUUAUCGCACAAGCGAACGAGUGCCUCUCUACAGUGCAGUUAUGGAGCUCGUCAAACAAUGUCAAAUUGCUCUCAUGAUGUUUGGCAAUCUGGCACCAGAAUACGUGGAUGGCCUGCUUUGUGAUAUUACGGAAGCUGCAAUAGGGGACUGGUGGACCGAUAUUGGUAUGGACUUAUUCAAUAUAGAACCAAGUGAUGGCGCUCUUGGCCCGACUACCGCGGCAGCCUUGCUGGGCACCCUAAUGGGAGCCCGUAAUCGGCUUCACGCGUUUGGUGCUCCCGUGGGCAAGGAUGCAUUCGACAUAUCAAACCUCAAACGGGGAAUAGGGAGCUUCCAGAAGUCUCAGAAGAUUAAACGCACGCGCAGACUAGACCGUCAAACUCUAGACCGACUACACCGCGCCACCGCCAAAGCAGCAAACGCCGAAGGCUGGACAGAUGCAGUGAAGUCAACGAUGGCAGAACUCAGUGGACAUGGCGGGGAGAUGGUCAUGGGUAUGGUGCGCGGCCGGGAGAAAGGUAACAUUGCCGAUAUUGAGACACUCGAUAUUGACAAUUUCGCUCAGCUAGUCACUGGUGAAAGAUCCAAGUGGCUGUGGCGGGGAAAGCCACGCAAGAGUGCCAUUGACGACGGCUUUGCUAAUGGACCCCCGGCUGCGGACAUGGUAUUUACCACAGACGAUCAAGGCGGAUAUGUUUGGACUAGUCGAAAGCGGCACUCCAAUGAGGACCUAGCUAUAGACCGUACUUUCCAAGGAUCGGAUCGGAUAUGGAGACAGUCAGAAGCCGCCGUGCCGCCCGAAGACAGAGAUCAGAACCUGAGCAGGAUGGUGAUCAAAGGUGUCAGUGGAAAGGUUUCAGAUGCUCGGAUAGGCUUUGGCAAAUUCAAAGAUGCCGUCGGCUUGCCAGGUCUCCGAUCACAUCUACAGAAGCAGCUAAAAGAUGGCGUUGACUUGGGAGCUGAGGUUGCACAAAUUCCUUCAACAGAGAGCGACUUGGAAGUACCUCAAUUGAGGAAAACCCCCGAGACCAGCAUCCAAUCUGAAUACGAGAAGGCACCUGCGAUCGAGUCUCAGACACAGAAUGAAGAUCUGCAAGUUGAACCGCCGUUGAGUCCCCUAGCCCAAAAACCGUCCGAGCAAAUAACCCCGGCAAUUACAGUGGACACUGCUGCUUCCAAUGAUGAUACAGAUGUGUCGCGCAAAGGAUCUUUACUGCGAAUGGAUGAGGAGCUUUUGGAUCUGAAUCCAACAAAAACACGAUCCACCGAUGCCUCCGCAGAGCGAGAAGGAAGUACGGCGUCUGUAUCCGGUGUGAUGGCUUUACGCCGGCCUCAAAGCUGCAUCGAACUUAGUUUCAAAGAUGACUACGAGCGCAGAAAUAGUUAUUGGCCUCGCCAUCUAUCCUUUAGCACAGUCGAAGAAGUCGUCUUAGGCCGGGAAGAAUUAGGAGAGGAUACACUCUACGAAAGAACCAACGCCACCCUCGAAGAAGCUAUCCUUCGUGAAGACCUACUAGCCUCCGAUGCGCAAAUCUCUAGCUCUCGGAUCCAAAACCUCAAAUUGCAUACUGUUCCUUGGGUUGAAGAUCAGGUAUCUUCGGUUGACAGACUCAACCGAAUUUUGUAUGAAACCCACGAGAAACUCAACGGAUCCUAUUUAGAACGAUUUGAACUAUACCAGCAAGUCAGAGAACAAUCCAACGACCUUCUGGGUGAAGAACAUUCAUACCUCACAGAUCAUAUGAGACAAGUCGAGAUGCUGGGCGCAAAGCUGGACUACGAACUCCACGCACUCGAGUCUAAAGUUGAAGAUGUUGAGGCUGGACUUGGGGAAGUUGAACGGCAUGUUGAUGAUAUAGAGACAAGGAUCAAAGCACUAAUACGUGGAGAGGAAGACAAACAACAUAAUUCGUGGGUGUGUUGGUUAAAAAGAAUGACCGGUUUCGCAACACAAUAAAUAGUCUUGACUUUUCUGGUAAUUGUCAAGAGCAGUCAUCGGUACGCUCCUGUAUAUAUGUGUAUCAAUUAUAUUGUACAUAAUUCCUGGAAUAGAUUGUCUUUUAUUAACGUCGAGCACACAACGUAGAGAACUUCGAUAACAGCUGCGCGCCUCUACCGCCAGAAGAGGGUUUGAAAUGGAAGUCCCCCUCCCCGGAAGAAUAUUGCCCAGAACACAGUCGCAGUGUUCAAAUCCCACCGGCAAGUAUCAAAGAUUCCGGAUCCGCAAGGGCAAACGUAGCCCAACCUCAAUGAGAGAAACAGUAUCAGGCAACCUCCCGUAUCUUGGAGAAACGACAACAAAC
Aspergillus ochraceoroseus IBT 24754 is the source of this 3261-nucleotide messenger RNA. Its product is annotated as putative Sin3 complex subunit (Stb2). The record is from RefSeq and is a predicted model, not a curated record. Gene Ontology annotation, cellular component: Sin3-type complex. The transcript has a single exon. Lineage: Eukaryota; Fungi; Ascomycota; Eurotiomycetes; Eurotiales; Aspergillaceae. The coding region runs from base 270 to 2915 and encodes 881 amino acids.